Molecule: messenger RNA, 2382 nt
Organism: Sorex araneus (European shrew)
Lineage: Eukaryota; Metazoa; Chordata; Mammalia; Eulipotyphla; Soricidae
Product: elongation of very long chain fatty acids protein 1-like
Exons: 7
Coding region: 1180-2364 (394 amino acids)
Biological process (GO): very long-chain fatty acid biosynthetic process; fatty acid elongation, saturated fatty acid; fatty acid elongation, polyunsaturated fatty acid
Cellular component (GO): endoplasmic reticulum membrane
Molecular function (GO): fatty acid elongase activity
Source: RefSeq, a predicted model, not a curated record
UCCGGUUUCUUCAUCCUCUGAGCUCGCUUGCUCCGCACAGCUAACUCGGGGCUCACGCGGGUGUGAUUUUCCCCAGCCUUCACCAGACCAUGGUGCUGUGCUGUCAGAACGGUAAACGGAGGCAGCCGAGACCUGCAUCUAGGAGUGUCCUGCAGAUGUUGGGGUUGUCCAGCGCUGCACCCCGUCACCCGGCUUCGUGGAUUCUAAGCUAGGUGCUUCCAGGGCGGCUACUCCAGAGAAAAGGGAGUCCCUGAAAGAGGCUUCUAGGGUAGCGGUCACCAGCCACCGGGCCUGAAGGACCCAGCAGAACCGCGAUAGGCUCAGGAGCCCUUUCUUGGUUUCUUUUUCUUUUUCUUUUUGGGUCACACCUGGUGAUGCUCAGGGGUUCCUCCUGGCUCUGCACUCAGGAAUUACUCCUGGUGGUGCUCAGGGGACCCUGUGGGAUGCUGGGAAUCGAACCUGGGUUGGCCGGGUGCAAGGCAAACGCCCUCCCCGCUGUGCUAUUGCUCCAGCCCCCUCAGGCGCCCUUGGGAGGUGCUUUCAGUCUGGUGUGUAGCGGGUGUAGGUUUCCGGGAAAUGAGUGGGGGGGGGGGGUGGCGUUUUAUUUCAGCAAAGGGGCAAACGGGCCACAGAAGCUGGGGCUUUGAAUUGCUUUACACCUGGCCCAGGGAGAGAGGGAAAGGGGUGGACUGGGGCAUUUCCCCCUGCUGGGGGUUCCAGCCCCCCCCCACAUACACACACACACACACACACACACUCUCACCAGUAGCCUAUUGGCAAGCAGAGGGCUGGGAGGAAUGUGACAGUUUAGCAGCUCCUGAAAAGUAGACAUUUAAUCCUUAACCCGGGGUGGGGGGUGGGAACUGCAGACUCCAAGGGGGCGUGCUGGUGGUUCAGGGUCCCCUGGGAAGCUUGCAGGAGGGAGGGGGCAGCCUGACUCCCCAGGGGUGCUGCUCUCCCCCCCACCCCUUAGCAGAAUUACUGACACCCCCCAGAUAGCCCCGCCCCAGUCUUGCCCCGCCCUCUUCCCCCCUCCCCCCUCUCCCCGGGCUGCCUCUGGUUCUCUUUGUCCUGGUGGCUCUGUGAGAAUUGCUGGUGCCCAGCCAGUGUGUGGACGGAGGCCUGGGCUCCUGGCCUCGGUGUGCGUGUGACUGAGUGAGUGGGUGAGAGAGUGAGUGCAUGUGCCAAGGGUCUGGGGCUCACCCACCCAGCAACUCUCGGGGGCUAGAGAGCAUCCGAGUGCAGCCCCCCGCCAUCUAUCUGGGGGGUCCCAUUCUGCAUCUCCUGCUGAGAGGAAGGAUCUGUAGAUCGGUGCCACCAGCAGCCAGCCAGGACGAGCCCAGCGACAGCCUCAGCCUUGGAGCCCAGAGGAACCAACGCCCGCCAUGCCCGGUGUCCUGGAAACGCUCUGGAACCAUUACAUCUGGCUCCUGGAGAGCGGAGAUAGGAGGCAGAGCCCGGCCCAGCCAGGGGCCCCAGGCUCGGGACCCACGGACGGCCCCCUGGCUGCUGGUGUACUCCCCGCUCCCGGUCGCCCUGCUCCUGGCCCUCUACCUCCUCCUGGUGCUGCUGGGUCCCCGUGUCAUGAGCCGGCGGCCACCGCUGCAGCUGACCGGACCCCUGGCCGCCUAUAACCUGGGGCUGGUGCUUCUCUCGGGGUACAUUUUCUACCAGUUCCUGACCACCUCCCUCCUGGCCGACUACAGCUACUUCUGCCAGCCGGUGGACUACAGCCCGAGUGAGCUCGGCAUGAGGAUGGCGCGCGUGUGCUGGUGGUGUUUCUUCUCCAAGGCCGUGGAGUUGCUGGACACGGUCUUUCUUGUCCUACGGAAAAAGCAGGAGCAGCUCACGUUCCUGCACGUCUUCCACCACGGGACCAUGCUCCUGAACUGGUGGGCGGGCGUCAAGUACGUGCCGGGGGGGCAAGGUCCAGUUUGUGGCAAUCGCCGCGCACUCCUCCUACAACCUCUUUGCCGAGUGCUCCUUCCCGGACGGGUUCAACCUCGCCGUCCUCCUCUACGCCCUCAGCCUCAUCGUCCUUUUCCUCAACUUCUACCGCCAGACGUACCUGCGGGGCCGGCGGAAGAAGCUGCUCUAGGGGCCAGGACACCGGGCACAGGGGCCCCUGGAAUGCAUCUCACAGCCCACCCGACCACGCUCAGGAUGCCCCGAGGCUGGUGUUUCCUCCUGGGGGAGGGAGAGGGAGAGCAGCAUCCUUCCCGAGUGCAGGGGACCAGUGCAGAGCCCCCUCCCACCACCACCCUCCUGCUCUCUCCCCCUGCCUGCCUUGUCCCCUGGGUCCGACCUUUCUCACUGGGUGUGAGACCCUCUUCGGCAUGCUCCCCCACUCCUGGCAUUCAAUAAACAAACGUUUGUCCCUUU